Messenger RNA from Galeopterus variegatus (Sunda flying lemur), 1677 nucleotides. RefSeq names its product coiled-coil domain containing 150 (gene CCDC150). The coding region runs from base 62 to 1435 and encodes 457 amino acids. NCBI's taxonomy places the organism in Eukaryota, Metazoa, Chordata, Mammalia, Dermoptera, Cynocephalidae. The transcript has 11 exons. The record is from RefSeq and is a predicted model, not a curated record.
AUCCAUUCUUGAAGAAAAUGAAGAGGAGCUAUCUCGAGCAGUGAAGUGUCGUGAUACAACCAUGAAAGAGAAUCAGAAGUUGAAAGAGGACCUUGAGGCUUUGGAGGACAGGGAAAACAAGAAGUUGGGAAACUUUCAGCGACAAUUGGCAGAGGCUAAAGAAGACAACUGCAAAGUUACAAUCAUGUUGGAGAAUGUGCUGGCUUCUCACAGUAAGAUGCAAGGUGCUCUGGAGAAAGUACAAAUAGAGCUUGGGCGGAGGGAUUCAGAGAUUGCAGGCCUCAAGAAAGAAAGGGCUCUAAAUCAACAGAGGGUGCAGAAGCUAGAAGCCGAAGUGGACCAGUGGCAGGCCAAAAUGCUUGUUGUGGAUGCCCAGCACAGCAGUGAGAUGGAGCCUCUACAAAAAGCUCUAGAUAUAGCUAGAGAAGACAACAGGAAACUGGCCAUGAGUCUGGAGCAAGCUCUCCAGACAAAUAAUAAUCUGCAAACAAAGCUAGAUCACAUUCAAGAAAAACUGGAAAACAAAGAACUAGAGAGACAGAAUUUGGAAACCUUUAAAGAACGCAUGAUUGAGGAAUCCAAAGUGGAAGCAGAAUUGCAUGCUGAACGCAUCGAAGCUCUAAGAAAGCAGUUUCAAACUGAGAGAGAAGCUGCAAAGAAAGCGGCACAACGGGAAAUGACUGAGCUGAAGAAAGCCCUUGAUGAAGCCAACUUCAGAUCAGUGGAAGUGUCCCGUACCAACCGAGAGCUGCGGCAGAAAGUUACAGAGCUAGAAAAAAUACUGAACAGUAACAACGAGAAAAUAAAGAAUCAAAAGGCCCAAAUUAAGCUCCACUUGUCGGCUAAGGCGAAUAAUGCUCAGAAUAUAGAGAGGAUGAAGCAAAUAGAAACAGAAUUGAGGCAAAUGGAGCUAAUUAAAGAUCAAUAUCAGAAAAAAAACUAUGAACAGUCACUGAGUAUUCAGAGAUUUGUAUCUGAAAUGACUAACCUGCAGAAAGAGAUGCACAUGUUGGCCAAGAGCCAGUAUGAUACCUCGGCACGGAACAAACAGCAAGAGCUGCGACUAGAGGCAGAGCGGAGAAUAAGGCAGGAAUUAGAGAUCCGGUGCCAGGAAUUGGAAGAAACUGUCAGACACCUGAAGAAAUGUAAAGAGGCAACAGAGAAUAAACUGAAAGAAGCCAGUGUGGAAUCAGAACAGAUAACAGCUAACCUACAAGAAGCUCACCGCUGGUUUAAGUGCAGGUUUGAUGGCCUACAACUUGAGCUGACAAAAAACCGGUUGCAGAGGCUUCCCCGGGAAGACAGGUGGCGGGAAGAGGAACAAGAUAUAAGGCACGAUGUUGUAUCCAGCCAGUCUGCUCUACAUCGAUGGGAGACGAAACAGAAUCUUAAGCAUGUGCCCAGGAAGUGUCAUUCUGAGGUAGAGAGGAAGUGAUGUCCUUGACAGAGGAGCUUCUUCAUGGAUAGCUACACCUCCAUGACUCCACAAGCCCAGCAACUAGGGCUGGCCUGUUUCUAUAGUCAUGAGAACAUGAAGUCUUUGAUGUGGGCUGAAGAUUUUGGACCUGAAUUCAUCCUUUCAUGAACUCUUUUAUAUCAAUAUCAAACCACCCCAUCUUUUUCGUCCCUUUUCCAAGUUUCCACCCAAUAAAUGUAUAUUAAUUUGUUGUAUGAUAA